CAGUCCCUUCCUGCUGCAUCACAACAGCCGUUAGUAGCUCGAGUAGCACUGGUGACCGGGGGCACACACACACAUACACACAUACAUACACAUACACACACAUACACACACACACACAGAGAGAGAGAGAGAGCGAGAGAGAGAGAUCCACAAACAGCUAAUUCAUUCAUUAAAAACUAACUCUUUUCGGUCGUUGCAACGCUCACACAACAUCCCGACGCGAAGUGGGGUUAGAAACCAGACGGACAGGAACUGGUUGCAGUGCGAUCGACCCGCUCCAGCUGUUGGGAUAUGGCCAGGCCGGAACAGGUUCUGCUCCUGGAGCCUCAACACGAACUCAAAUUCCGAGGUCCAUUCUCAGACGUGGUCACCACAAAUCUCAAGCUCUCCAACCCUACAGACAGGAAUGUGUGUUUCAAGGUGAAGACGACAGCGCCGCGCCGGUACUGUGUGCGGCCAAACAGUGGAAUCAUCGAUGCAGGCACCUCAAUCAACGUCUCAGUUAUGCUGCAGCCUUUUGACUACGAUCCCAACGAGAAGAGCAAACACAAGUUUAUGGUCCAAUCCAUGUUAGCACCUCCUGACAUGACCGACAUGGAGGGAGUGUGGAAGGAGGCAAAGCCAGAUGAGCUGAUGGACUCCAAGCUGAGGUGUGUUUUUGAGAUGCCAGUGGAGAACGAGAAAUCGCAUGACAUGGAGUCCAACAAGAUGAUGUCGUCCAGCUUGCUGAAGUCAGAUUCCUCCACGCUGCCUCCAAAGUCAAUGAGCUCCACCCUCGACGACGGCGAGGUAAAGAAGAUCAUGGAGGAGUGUAAGAGGCUGCAGAUGGAAGCUCAGAGGCUACGGGAAGAAAACAAACAGAUCAGGGAGGACGACGGUCUGCGGAUGAGGAAGAGUAACAUGAUGUCAUCUCAGCACUCCUCAGUUGGCAUAAAGAAAGAGGAGGGGUUGAGCGCCCGCACGGUGGCCAUCAUCGUGCUCUUCUUUCUGGUGGGCGUCAUCGUGGGCAAGUUGGUGUUGUAGACGGCAGCGCAGUUCGGUCGGCCGCAGCAUGCUUUCAGGGGGAUGAAAACAAACACGGGAUCUGGGAUUUUGGAUCAGAAAUGCCAUAUCCACUGGGUGGGGGGUGGUACUAGUUUUGAUUCAGUCUCAUUUAUGUAAAAAAUUUCAAAAGUAUUGUAUGAGGAUAAAAAAAAAAGAAGAAAAAACUAUUCACCAUCUUAUGAACAAACCUACUGUUACAGGUCUUGCCUCUACGUAAUCAUCACAUAAUCAUCUGGCCCUCUUCCCAAAGUUUCAUGUAUACAGAUGACUGGUUCUGUGGGUUGGGGGGGGUAAUGGAAACAUGAUUUAAUGCUAGUGAUUCAGACCAAUGGACUUUCUAACACCGGCGAGCUAGUGUUGGUGCGAUUGAGUCAGUUUGAAAUUGUGCGAAUGUCAUUUUAGUGUAUUGUUGUUUCUUUUUCUAAAUGAUGGAGGCCAGAGCCUAUGUAUAUGUAUAUGUAAUCCCCCCCACUGUACAGUAUAUCCAGGUGUUCCUUCCAGCUAAACCCCCUUUAAGGAAGGGAUUUACCAGAGAGAUGAUCCACGCAGCUGGGGUUAUACACACAGGGCUAUCAAACUGACUCCUCCAGUCAGAGGCUUUGUAAAAUCGGCUUGUCUUUGAUUGUAGAGGAACCUUGAUCAGUGUAUGAAACACUAUACCAUAUAAUAUACUUUUUAUUUUUCUCACUACCCUUACUCCCGUCACCUGUCACUCAGUGCUCACCACAUCCCCAGUUGUCAGAGGGGGAUGUUUGAUUGCAUGCGUUCACAGAGUGUUGCAUCUGGACUUUUGAAUCUAAUUUAAUUGCUUUUAUAACGGUGAUAAUAAUAUGUUAUUUGGCUGUAGGUUUGCACAACUAAAUUUUUCUGAUUUUAUUUCUUUUCUCUUUUGUGUUUUGUUGCAUUUUUAUGAUUUUAAGUAAUUAUUUUGUUUGGAAGGGUUGAAGCAUUUAGGAAUAUCGCAGCUACCAGAAAUGGGCUCCAGAUUUGUAGGAUUAGAUCAUUUCUAUAAAUGUUCUCCAGAUGAAAGUCUUGCCUUGUGACCUGUUGUGGCAAGUUAUUCUCAGGCCAAGAUGGAGGUAUAUAUACAGUACAUUGACAUAUAUAUAUAUAUAUAUAUAUACACACACACACACACAUACACACACACACACACACACACACACACACACACACACACACACACACACACACAGAAAGCAUGCAUACAUAUAGUGAGAAACCACAAGUGGACAGAAGGCGCAUAUAGAGGCAAUGGAUAUGUGUUUCCUUUACAUCAAUAACACCAAGGUCCUGUUACAGUGUCCUAACAAAAGGACCUUGGUCUUUUCCAGCUCUUUUUUGUUUUCUCAUAUUUUCCUACUGAGCCAUACAUUUGUUGACAUUCUGUGUUGUUUUGGGGCAAAUGAGUGUUUUAAGCUGCUUGCUCUCCACUGCUGGUGAUUUGCUGGUUUUUUUUCCUGUCUUUUUUUUCACUCCACUGCAGGCCUGUGUUCAGUUUUUUGGUGUUUGUUCAGCAUUUAUCCGUUGCUUAUUAAUGUUAUAUCCUCACCGCAUUUGAAGUCGUGUUCAUUUUAAAUGCACUAAGAUUAAGAGUGUCUCUCCUUUGAUCUUCCUGCAGCAAACAACCUUUUUUUUUUUUCUCUAGCCAGAGGGGGUAAAUAAAUAAAUAAUAAUACAUACAGUCUAGCCUUGCGGGGACCACACGAUGACAUUGUACUGUUCCAGAGAUGAUGGUUCUUUUUUUGUCAGAAAUAAACCAAAAAAAAAACUACUACAAACUGUUUUUUCCCAAAAUUUGCAUGAGGAAGGAAAAAAAAAAAACAGCAGUGGAGAGCGUCAUUCUGUUUUGCAAUAUUUGACAGAAAAGAGCAGUCGGUCAUAUUUCUAUCCCACUGUAUCCACAUAUAGAGAGUAUUCCCCUUUGCUAAACUGAACGAAAAAUCACAAUCCCCCCAUCUUUUUAUGUUAGGUGGAGUGGAAGACAAUGGAUCUGACAGGUGGGGAAGAGGUUAAGAUAAACAUAAGCUUGUGUUUCCGCUGUAUCUCUGUAAAGUUGUUGGGUUGAGGAUGACUUGCUGCUUAGAAGGGAGGGCAGAGCAGGCUUGAGCUUACAGUCCAAUCUUGGGUUAUCAAGACCUGGGUCACGUAGUACUUGCAGGAAAUUCUUUUUGUUCAGUGAAUCCUGUUUGGAGUAUGCAAACAUUUUACACAAGACAAGAUAAUAUACUGUUAUUGUGAUUAUGAGAAAAACGUACCCCUGUGUACCCCACCAGUGUGGUACUCCAAGUAGGAUUAAACAAAACAAUGACAAUUACAUGUAAAUACUAAUUGAUCCAGGCCUGGGUUGUUAAACACACUACACUGACCUGUUCUGGAGUCUCUGACCAUCACCAUGAUCAAUGUAAGCAGUCGGGAAACUGUUUUGUAUGUAUAUAAAUAAAUAAAUAAGUCUAUCUGAGAAGAAGAUUAAUAUUCCUAGUCAAGUAGUCUCUCUGGUGUAUAAAAACAAUCCAACCUGGUUGGACUAUGUAGCAUCUUAAUAAAUUAAAUGAAUAAAGCCCCUA
Dicentrarchus labrax (European seabass) is the source of this 3611-nucleotide messenger RNA. Its product is annotated as vesicle-associated membrane protein-associated protein B/C. Gene Ontology annotation, molecular function: FFAT motif binding. The transcript has 6 exons. Lineage: Eukaryota; Metazoa; Chordata; Actinopteri; Moronidae. Gene Ontology annotation, cellular component: plasma membrane; endoplasmic reticulum membrane. Gene Ontology annotation, biological process: endoplasmic reticulum membrane organization. Bases 292 to 1023 code for a protein of 243 amino acids. The record is from RefSeq and is a predicted model, not a curated record.